Messenger RNA from Cladocopium goreaui, 8671 nucleotides. Lineage: Eukaryota; Dinophyceae; Suessiales; Symbiodiniaceae. The record is from the annotation of a GenBank genome assembly.
AUGGACUGGGAUGAUCCCAUGCUCCGCGACCUGGCCCAGCUGGGUCCCGCAUCCGUCCCCGGCAGAGCCCGGGACGGCCCGGGGCCGCUGAACCCGGUGGCCGUGAUCCGUGCGCUGCGCGCGCAGCGGGAUCCGCGGGAGGCGCAGCCGGCGCCGGAGGAGAGGACUCGCUUUCUGCGGUCGACGCGGUCCGCAAAGCUCGAACGGCGCUUUCCCGAAGAAGCCGUGAUCUGGCAGGAGUUGAGUCCCGUCUCCAAAGCCCAGCGAGGAGAAAACACGCGCGGCGUUUCUUCGGAAGCGGGACGGAGACCCCCGUCCGCCUCAGCAUCACUGAGCAGACAGGACAAGUCGCCCCAAAGCAGAGACUGGGAGACAGUUCCGCCAAAGCUCCCGGUGAACUGGGACUCGACAGGACGUCGCUACGCAAGUCACAACGACCUCAUCAGUGAGCCACUGCUGGGAGAGAUGUUGUUGGAUGCCGCAGCCAAAGGUGAUGUGCUGCAAGUCCGAGGCAUACUUGAUCAAGCAGAGCUGGACCAGCAAAAUGUCGCCUCCGUUCUGGCGUCUCGAGACUUUGACGAUCGCACGCCUCUGCACUGGGCAGCACGGCAGGGGCAUUUGGAGGUCUGUGAUUUGCUCCUCCGCAAGAAAGCGGAUGCCCUUAGCACGUCAGGUCCCCCCCUGGCCACCCCGCUGAUGCUGGCGAGCCUCCACGGGCACGCUGGCGUGGUGCGGCGGCUGCUGGGCACCUCGUCGGCUUCAAAACAGGUGCAGAGCUGCGAUGCCAAAGGAAGGAAUGCUCUCCAUUUGGCUUGUUGUAGCAAGUCGCAAGUCUUGCAGCUCUUGCUGCACGUGCAACCUGAGCUUCUACAUUCUCAGGACAAGCUGGGUCGCAAUCCUCUGUACUAUGCUUUGGGCAAUCCCGUACCAGAGGAGCAGUGGGAGAUCUUGAAUACCUUGUUGCUGGGGAAGUGUUGUGCACACCAGGUGGAUUAUUUGGAUCGAAGUCCACUUUGGUAUGCUGUACAUGCAGGUGCUGUCAACUCUACAGCCUUGAUGUUGCGCCUAUCACCUGACAGGCCGCCUGAAGUUGCUACGAGCUCAAAGACACGGCACGAUUUAGAAAGACCAAAGCCUGAAAGCCAACCGAAGCCUGAAGAGUCCAAGGCGGAGGAAAAGAAGGAUAAGCCCAAGCCUGAUGCCAAGCCUGAAGAGUCCAAGGCGGAGGAAAAGAAGGAUGAGCCCAAGCCUGAUGCCAAGCCUGAAGAGCCCAAGGCGGAGGAAAAGAAGGAUGAACCCAAGCCUGAUGCCAAGCCUGAAGAGCCCAAGGCGGAGGAAAAGAAGGAUGAGCCCAAGCCUGAUGCCAAGCCUGAAGAGCCCAAGGCGGAGGAAAAAAAGGAUGAGCCCAAGCCUGAUGCCAAGCCUGAAGAGCCAAAGGCGGAGGAAAAGAAGGAUGAGCCCAAGCCUGAUGCCAAGCCUGAAGAGCCCAAGGCGGAGGAAAAGAAGGAUGAGCCCAAGCCUGAUGCCAAGCCUGAAGAGCCCAAGGCGGAGGAAAAGAAGGAUGAGCCCAAGCCUGAUGCCAAGCCUGAAGAGCCCAAGGCCGAGGAAAAGAAGGAUGAGCCCAAGCCUGAUGCCAAGCCUGAAGAGCCCAAGGCGGAGGAAAAGAAGGAUGAGCCCAAGCCUGAUGCCAAGCCUGAAGAGCCCAAGGCGGAGGAAAAGAAGGAUGAGCCCAAGCCUGAUGCCAAGCCUGAAGAGCCCAAGGCGGAGGAAAAGAAGGAUGAGCCCAAGCCUGAUGCCAAGCCUGAAGAGCCCAAGGCGGAGGAAAAGAAGGAUGAGCCCAAGCCUGAUGCCAAGCCUGAAGAGCCCAAGGCGGAGGAAAAGAAGGAUGAGCCCAAGCCUGAUGCCAAGCCUGAAGAGCCCAAGGCGGAGGAAAAGAAGGAUGAGCCCAAGCCUGAUGCCAAGCCUGAAGAGCCCAAGGCGGAGGAAAAGAAGGAUGAGCCCAAGCCUGAUGCCAAGCCUGAAGAGCCCAAGGCGGAGGAAAAGAAGGAUGAGCCCAAGCCUGAUGCCAAGCCUGAAGAGCCCAAGGCGGAGGAAAAGAAGGAUGAGCCCAAGCCUGAUGCCAAGCCUGAAGAGCCAAAGGCGGAGGAAAAGAAGGAUGAGCCCAAGGAUGCCAACCCAAAUGCCAAGCCUGAAGAGCCCAAGGCGGAGGAAGGAAAGCCCAAGCCUGAUGAGCCAAGCCAAGUGAAGAGCCAAGCAAGUGAAGAGCCCAAGGCGGAGGAAAAGAAGGAUGAGCCCAAGCCUGAUGCCAAGCCUGAAGAGCCCAAGGCGGAGGAAAAGAAGGAUGAGCCCAAGCCUGAUGCCAAGCCUGAGGAGCCAAAGACGGUUCCUGCUCUACCAAAUGUGCCACAUGUGCUUGCACUGGAAACGCCAAGAAGCUAUGUGGACCCCGUGCCGGUGCUCAAAACAGUGACGGAAUCUGGCAGCGCUGAAGCCACAGCAGUGGCAAAGGAAUUGCAGGAGUUGCUAGAGCAGCACAAGUAUCUCAAUCCACAGACAGCCCAUGUUCGACAUCCCUUGCACGGUUGGGUGAGUCGCUGCUCACAACUCUUGGCCGAUUCCAAAGUAGCGGAAGCCAAGGUUUGUUUAGCUCGUGUGACCACGGGUUUGAACACCGACAUGACGCGGAUCUCAACGGCCUUCAGACGUUUUGAUAUGGACGAAUCCAAACAUCUAGAUGAAACCGAGAUCAUGCGCCUGGCUGCCUACCUGGGUGUUGAUGUCAACCCCAAAGAUUUAGAUCACAACACUGACGGUGAAAUCAGUCUGUCGGAGUUUCAAGACUUUGUUGGCCGCAUGGGUGGGGUCGCUCGCAUCAAAAUCCUCAAGUUCCGGGGAGUGAUGGCUGUGCCACCAGAGAUCCAGCAGCUCUUUGAGCAACGCCGCCGGCGUGUGGCGGAGACGCGGCGCGACACGUUGAGCAUGGCGGGGGUGGCCAUUGGGGCGCGCGUGCUGGCGCAUUUCUAUGCAGGCGUGAAGCCAGAUCGCUACAAGUCACCGGAGCCCGAAGAAGCGGUGGUCUUGGGGGUUCAGUACAAGGAUGAUGAUAUGGCGGGCCCUUCUCAGCUGGAAGUGGAGUUAGAGUUCUUGCGAGAUCCGACGACAUUGGAGAGGACCAAAAAAGCCACCUGCGUCCCUUCGCAUUGGAUCGUCAGCACCUCGGAAGAUGCUGAAGUGGCGGCUGCACUGCGCGAGGUUGGUAUCCACGACGAAGACCAACCCUUUUGGGAUGCCGUCUUUCCGGCCUCCGAGACGCGAGAGGUCGUCCGGUUGACCACCUGUCAACGUCGCGCCCUGGCGUUGGUGCGCGCACAGGCGACGUAUCUUCACCAGGCUGCCUAUCCCAGAGUCUUGGAGCGAUUUCAGAAGAUGGGUUACACCGACAAGGAACUCCAGGCCGUCUUGAGCUGGGUUCAAGACCUGGCACCCGUCAUCAUCCACGUGCAGCUGGACACAGUGGGUCGAUUCCUCGAGUCCGAUGAAUUCUACAGGAGUCAGUUCGAGACGAAGACCUCCAAUGGUGCAUUGGACGAUGGAAACAACAUUCGCAUCGGAUGGGAAGAAGAUCUCUUUGGUGAUGCCUAUCAUGAUGCAACACCCUUUGAGCGCUGCAAGUACGGAGCUUUGAAUGUGACCAAUGACUUCGAGGGCUGCAGGUCAGCGCUUCAGUAUGGAGACAGUUACCUGGUGCUGAAGGAUGUGCGUUUGCGGUGUAGCUUUGCAGCCACGGAUUCUGGUGGGAUCGAAGGCUCGAGGUUGGCCGUCCUGGACAAAUAUGCACAUGUCCUGGAGGAAUACCACGAGCACGAAAUCCAGGGCAUUUUGGACGUGGCCAUGGCUCCGGAGCCUCGAGCCGCGGAGGAGUUGCCAAAGCUCAUGCGAGGAAGUACAGAGAAUUCCAUCAGAGAAUGGCUCACCUUUGGCUUCCCCCAACUGAAACGGAAGGAAGGUUGCUUCUUUUUCGAGGUGGAGCUGAAGGAGGGCUGCAUUCUGCCGCACGUUGGACUUGCAGGUGAUCAAUUCAUGUGGACGGUGGGAGUGAAGAGUGUCACUGGUAUCGGUGGCAUUGGCGACGAUGAAUACAGCUGUGGCGUCGAUGGUCUGCACGGCGCGUGUCUCAAAAAUGGCCCGGUGAGCUCGUGGAACGUCAGCUGGCCCAAGGGUUCGGUUGAGCGAGUCCACUUCGACUGUGACAAUUAUGAAAGGGAACAAUCCGAAAUUCUGGGCAAGACUGUGCUGGUGGGUGUUUUAGUAGACUUGGACCAUGGCACUGUGACCUUUGCAUCAGAUGGUGCCUGGGGAAGUACCUGGAACCCACACAUCACACAGGAGGAUAUGCCCUGCGACCUGGCUGGCAAGUCACACCAGGGCGGAUCUGGCUACCAUGAGGGACUCUUCCCAGCUAUUUCCAUCAAAGGUUCCGCGAGCUUUCACUUCGGUCCUGACUUUAAGCCCCCACCGCCGAAGAGCUUUUGCGACUUCACCCCUUGGGCCAAGUUGGGAGAAGUUCGUGUGGACAACCCAGCGGUAGGAUGCUCAGACGUGUUGAACAUCUACAAGGAGGCGCAGAUCCACGGAGAGGUGUGCCUCAAGAAACAUGUCCUGCGCUUGGUGGCCAAUAAACGCUACCGCCAGCAGACGCGAAGUUGGAGCAUCCAGGUCACAGGCGCGGGUCGCUGCAAUGGCACCUACCAGUGGUUCGAUCGUUUCAACAAGCGUUCCUGCUACAAGUCUCCCUCUGGGUGUAUCAUCUACUACAACCAGCAGGAGUCAUGCUGGCGCAUCAACUCCCGACAGGAGUUCACUGGCUUCGUUUUUCAAGCCAAAAGCAAGGAAACUUCCCGCUAUGUGAGCAACAUGGGUGGACACAGUGAACCACCUCGCACCGGCUGGAAACCCACCCUGGGUUUGAAAGGCUGCGUGCCAGUCGAGAUCUUCCAAAAAGCCUUGGUGCAACAAGGAGUUCCAACAGAGGACCUAGAACAUAUGAUCAAGGUCUUGCGUGGAAGCGACGAAGAGAAGGAUUCCAUUUUUCGGAAGCUGGGAGAAACGACCUUCAAAGCUGAGUGGCAUCGCCUCGUUUGGCCACCACAUGCGCGACCUUUGAGCGCCGCUGGAGCCUGGGCGGAGGUGGUAAGGCUGGCGCAAAGCGACAUCUUGACCAAGCUGGGCUUGUCUACCAGCACCGCAGUGGUGGUCUCUCCCCAAGGGGAGCCCGAUGGAACCUGGGAAUGUCUGGUAUCUUUGGGGCCCAGAGAGGAGUCAGACAGCACUGGUGUGGCUUUCCACGUCAUCAAUUUGCGAGGUGGUGACGCCGAAGAGUUGGGACUCUCCAGCCCAAGCAUCGCCUGGCGCCACGCUGGUCCUGGCGCCAAAGCCGCUGCGGCCAUUCCCCUGCAGGGCGUGCGCGGUUGGCUGGGCACAGAUGAUCCAAUUCCUGGGAUCGUGGUGGAGAGGGGUCCUGGCACCCUGCGACGACUGCAACUGGAUGCGGAUGCCUUACUCAGGCCCGGAACGGUCCGGAACGGCCCGGAACGUUGGAGCCACCUCACCAUGCCGCCUGUACCGUUCCCAUGGCGCUGCCUGGCCCUUCUGAACUUCGCCGUUGUCAGCGCGGCGCCGGCCGUGUCGUUGCAGGAUCCGGCCGGGCAGGAGUUGAUCUUGCUGAGUCUGGCCAUCAAUGCGGCCAUGAUGGGGCCCUUUGCCCUGGUGGAAAAUGAGCCACCUGUCACCAUUGAUGCAGGUCGCUUUUCCUUCGUGUUACCCAUGGACUCUGGAUCUGCUGCCAUGCCCAGCCGUUUGGCCAUGGAGAUUCAGGGCAAGCUGAUGGAAGGCGAGGUGGUGAAUCGAUCGAAGGCACAGCGCGUCUAUCGCGAGAUUCUGCAUGAGGCACGCGAUCCCGCGUUGUUGGAGCAGAGCGCCGGGAACCUCUUUACGGCACGGGUCUUUCCUAUUGAGCCGCACGCAGUGGUGAGACUCAUCUUGUCCUAUGCCAUCACGCUUCCAAUGCGCGAGCUGCAUCGAAGGCUGCUGAUCCCCCUGGCUGGGCUUCCUGAGAUCCACAACUUUACCUUCUCUGCGAGCGUCCAAAGUUUAAGCGGCGGCUUUAGCGCCAACUGCUCUCUGCCAACGGAUGGCACUAACAUGCCUGGGCUCAUGUGGGAGAAUGGUGCAUUGGGUUUUUCCACCUCAGAGACACAUCUGGUUCCCAGCAGCGACAUUCAACUGGAUGUUUGGGAACCAAUGGCUUUCACGCGCACGUUCUCUGUGGAUGGAGGGCAACUGGUCUCCAGUUUCGUUCUUGACAGCAACUCUAGCUCGAGUCAGGCGUUCUCACCUGAAACCUGGAUCAUUUAUAUUGAUACCUCCGCAUCUACAGCGGAUUCAUUUUUGGUCAGAAUUCCCGUCAUCGAAGCCUUACUGCAGCAGGUGCCUUUGAGCACCCAUGGCGUGAAGGUUUUGGCCUUCGACAUCGAAGUGACCGAAGUGAUGGAAAUUUCUGGCGCCAGUGCUGAAGAGUUUUCGCUCCUGGCUUCCAGCGUCAGCGCGCAGUUGCGGCAGCGCUUGCCGCUGGGUGCCUCGGAUUUCGAGAAGCUGCUGCGGGAUGUGGAGACUCGGGUGCCAGCCGCUGGCCAGGAGUUGGGCGUUCUGAUCCUGAGCGAUUGCAUCGCAACUGCCAAUGAAAGGGCAGAAAAGCGCCUGCAGCAACUGCUGACGCCCGGCCUUGGGCGCGUCGUGGAAGUGGCGGUGAUCGGCAGCAAAUUCGACAGCCCAUUGGGAUCGGCCAUCGCGUCCGCGGGAGCUGGGCGUAUUGUGAACAUCCCCUUAACCUCCAAGGAUCUCAGCUCAGUGGCUGCCCAAGCUUGGUUGGACUUGACGAAACCAAUGGGUCAGCGCGGGGAGUUGGUGCCAGGGGGAGGUAAUGCCUGGAUAUGGCCCCAGGCGGCCUUCGAUUUGCAUGACGGGGAUGAGCUGGUGGUUUUCAGUGGAGGAGAAGGUUUGACGCUCGCAGCCCCUGAACUUCAACUGGCAUCUGGGAGAAUGACUGCAACAACCGUUCAAGCUGCAGGCGCUGCAUUCAGUUCUCUUCUUUCGCGCGAGGCGUCACGUGCGCGCUUAGAGUUGCUGGAAGCUCAACGGCAACUGGCCAAUUCCGCGGCGGCGAAGGACAUCGAGUUUGAACUGGUGCGCCUUUCCGAGCAAUCUCGGGUGAUGACGCCGCACACAGCUUUGUUGGUCCUGGAGACGGAUGAGGACUACGUCCGUUUUGGGAUUCCACAGGAUCGCCUGUCGCCCAUCUUGACCGUGAGCUCCACGGGGGUGCAGCUGACCGAACGGCAGAAUCUGAAGCUGGGGCCAUUGCCCACACCUUUGAGCAGCCAAGAAUUGGAAGGUUUGAUUCCGGAUUACAAUGCCAGCAACAGCACCGAAUCCUGUGAAGUUGGCCAAAGUGAAUGUAAUCUUCGGGUGGAGGACCCAGAUCUCAUGUUGCAACGUGUGGAUUCGAGCAGCCCCGAUAUGGGAACAUCUGGAGCCCAGAAGGCCUUUUCUGUGACCUGGUUGCUGCUGCUCCUGCUAUGUUGGUUGGAUGGAAUCUGUGCCCAAUGGGCCGAUUUGGAGACCGAUGCUGAUGCCAUCAUCGCGAAACACGGUCCCCGGGGGCCCACGGAGAGGCUGCGCGAGGUCGCCGGGAAGUAUGCAGCAGCACUGUGGAGCAAACGGCAAGGAGAGAAGCUGAGAAGCUAUUGCGCUAGCUGGAUCACCUGGGAUCCGACCAACGACUUGGCCUUCGAGUAUCUCAGUAAGGCUGCGCAGCUCCUGGGCGAGGCAACGCUCUCGCUACGCGCCGCCACGUCCAUCGCCGAGGUGGCGCCGCGCAGCUCGGAGCAGCUGCUGCGCGGCGCCUGGCUGACGCUGGUGCUGGGCACCGAGGCCACACCGUGGGCGGUGCGGUUCGCCACGAGGUCCCUGGAGGAACGGGAGGACAACGUGAACACAUAUCGUGCCCUGGCCGCGGCGUACUGGAAGUCCGAGGAUUUUCUGUCUGCAGGCAAAACCUAUGCCCGCGCUUUGAACACUGAAUUUCAUCCACGUUAUGGUGAUGUGAAGAGAAUCAUCCGAGAAGAAGCUGCACUGUUACUGCGGAGUAUUCAAGAUUCCUCUCCCAAGGUCUUCCAGGAUCUAACAACCAAUGAGCUGAAAUCAGUGUCACCCAGCGAGGGUGAAAGCAUCACAUUGUGGAUCUCUAUGUCUUGGCUCACAGAUGCCAAUGAUGUGGAUUUGCACGUCAUAGACCCAGAUGGAGAGGAGUGUUUCUAUGGCCACAAAUCCACGAAGCUGGGCCUUAGUUACUACAGUGAUCAAACGCAAGGCCUGGGCCCCGAAGUGGUUUCGGUCGCCCGUGACGCGCGGCCGGGACGCUACCGCAUCGGGGUGAAGUACUUCAGCUCCGGCGCCAUGGGCGCCUCCAGGGGCACCGUGUUGGUGCGGCAGAUGGUGGCUGGAAAGCCGCUGGGAGAUCCCAUCAUCGAAGUCUUUACUCUGCCGGCGGACUAUUCAUCGGUGCUACCUAUCAUUGAGGUCACGGUGAAGUAGCGGUAAAGCUACAAAAAAA